Molecule: messenger RNA, 1016 nt
Organism: Balaenoptera ricei (Rice's whale)
Lineage: Eukaryota; Metazoa; Chordata; Mammalia; Artiodactyla; Balaenopteridae
Gene: TVP23A
Product: trans-golgi network vesicle protein 23 homolog A
Exons: 8
Coding region: 1-798 (265 amino acids)
Biological process (GO): protein secretion; vesicle-mediated transport
Cellular component (GO): Golgi membrane
Source: RefSeq, a predicted model, not a curated record
AUGGAGCUGGACAGGGCACAGAUAUCCCUGCUGGUGCUGCUGGCCAAGCUGGGACUUCUAGCUCAAACCUUGAUGUUCUCGCAGGUCAAGGCUGCCAUAUGCCACCAGGUAACUUGCAGACCAUGCCGGGCUCUAAGCCAUGCAGACUCUCUGCUCUUCAUCCUGACGGUCGAGGGCGGCUGGCACCGAGGGGCCCUGGUGGACGAUACUGAGGAUGUGUCCCUGGAUUUUGGCAACGAAGAGGAGCUGGCGUUUCGGAAAGCCAAGAUCAGGCACCCGGUGGCCACGUUUUUCCACCUGUUUUUCCGAGUAAGUGCCAUCAUCACCUACGUGGGCUGUGACUGGUUCAGCAGAAGCUUCGUGGGCUGUUUUGUCACCGUGCUUCUCCUCCUGUCCUUCGACUUCUGGUCUGUGAAGAAUGUAACCGGACGACUCAUGGUGGGCCUUCGCUGGUGGAACCAGAUCGACGAAGAUGGGAAAAGCCACUGGAUUUUUGAAGCCAGAAAGGUCUCUCCAAAUACCGUGGCUGCCACAGAGGCGGAAGCUCGGGUCUUCUGGCUCGGCCUCAUCAUCUGCCCCAUGAUUUGGAUCGUGUUCUUUUUUAGCUCCUUAUUUUCCUUGAAGCUCAAGUGGCUGGCCCUCGUGAUAGCUGGGAUUUCUCUCCAAGCCGCUAACCUGUAUGGCUAUGUCCUUUGUAAGAUGGGAGGCGAGAGUGACAUCAGCAAAGUCACAGCCAGUUUUCUGUCCCAGACGGUGUUCCAGACGGCUUAUUUUCCGAGGCAGCGAAGGCUCAAGUGAGAGGUUCUGUAAUGGAACAGCUUCCGACAGAGAAGAAAAUUCCAUGACCCACAAGCCGCUGGUUUUUUACAUGAAGCAGGCCUUGGGGCAGAGGUUUGAGGAGAUGUUUUUAUUUUUCAAACGGCACAUCUGUAAAGAAUGCCCUUUACAUAUGUUCUAAAGAAAAGUGUACAAGUGUUAGAUGAUUAAAGUGUCUCUGAAAAAGGGACUUCACACCA